ACAAGCAUACCAGUAUACGUGGAGGAAAACCCUGUGAAAUUCGCGAUUUUCUUUAUCAACCCUUGCAUGUUUGAUUUUCAUUUACAUGGCCAGGCCAAGAAUACAACGUGACUCAAUAUAAGACACACAGACUAACACACAAGCACAAAGCUCCCACUCACACCCACACACUCACACUUGUAUCUAAAUGGACAUUCGAAGUCCUGGCUGGUUACGCCCGGAUACGGCGUUGUUAUCACAUGCCGCUGGCGAUUUUAACACUCAUUCGUCUUCGUUCCAACUGGGCGAGGAAGUCAGAGAUAUGUGCCUCGGUUGCCUCUACUCCCUGGAUUCCCUUGGUCGCCUCGUCCUGGCGCCUGUCCGUGUAAAUUCCUUUAUGCCGCCUUCUCCGGUUUACACAUAGUAUCUGUGUGUGUGUUGGCCGAGUGUUGUUGGUUUUGGGCACGUUUUGGCUUUGAUAAGUUGGCCAAGAGUGGGUUGGUCUGAGUGUGGCUCGGCUCCUUCAUUCAUAUUCAUUCAUUAUUAGAAAAAUUUAACUUUUGCUCGCUCUUUGGCUCUUUCCACCUGUCUGUCCUUAUAUAUAUAUAAUAUGUCCGUGUGUAAGUGUGUGGCUGAUGUCCUUUUGGUUAGACCGUUGGUCUUUUGGCCUGGUCAGCGAGCUAAGCCGUUCAGUCUGCCAACAAGACUGCUGCCAGCCAGACAAAAAUCUGGCUAGUCUACAAAAUUAAAUAAAAUCAAACAAUAGCUUAAACAUAAAAUAAUCAAUUGUUAAAAUUAGUUCAAAAUCAAUUGAAGUAUUUAGCUAAAAGUGUCUUGAAUUAAAUAGAACAACUCCGGAGUUACAUCGCCGCAUCAACUAUCCGUAACCUGGGCUCCGCCAUGCGACUUGAAUAGAGGUGGCUGGCAGAUGCAGAGUAGCGCCGAUGCCAAGAGAGAUAUCUACAGAGGCCAGAAAGGACGAAGAGCUGCUUCCCAGGAAGAGCAACGCACCUACGAGCUGAACGACUUUCCAUCACAAUACCAGAGCAGUGACGCUGAGAGCUGCCACCUGGAGACACCAGGCAUCGGAAUUGGCAUUGCGACCGAGGAUGGCGGCGCCGGCGACAUUGACGAUGAGGAGGACUACUCAAUUUCCGUAUCGGCAAUAAUGCAGAGACGUGCCAGUGUGCGCGGCUAUCGAGGCAAACGUGGCAGUCGGAGUUCGCGACGGGCAUCCAGUCCCAUGGAUCACGUCCUGGAUAGUGUGGAGCGGCGGCGCUCGAGUGUCUAUACGACCAGUUCAGAAGAGGGCACCAAUCAGGAGUCCACCCAGGAGCAAAUCUUUGAGAACAUACGCCUACAUAAGGAGGUCAUACAGUCGGUGAAGCUACAGCCAUGGCCCAUUCGGAAGAAGCUCAAGCUGGUGCGGCAGGCCAAAACAUAUGUGGCACGCCACGAGGGCGCGCUCCAGGAGCGCUUCGCCAUGUCACGCAGCACGAGGGACUUGUGGGCGAGGUUUAAAAUUUUAAUGGCGGCAAGAUGGCGCCACUGGAAACGUGAGACGGCCAGCUUCCUUACCGUCCUGAUACCCUGGGAGCUGAGAAUCAAGGAAAUCGAAUCGCACUUCGGAUCCGGGGUGGCCUCUUACUUUACAUUCCUGCGCUGGCUUAUGUGGGUCAAUAUCAUGAUUGCCAUUCCGCUGGUGGCCUUUGUCAUUGGCCCGGAGUAUUUUGCCACCAAACCCGAUGAAACGGAUCCGAGAAAGAAAAUGUCCGAUCCGGAAAAGCGGGUGGCUGGAAAUCUUUUCACGUUUUGGGAGUUCGAAGGAUACUUGAAAUAUUCACCAAUGUUUUAUGGCUACUACUCAAGCACUUCCGGCAUUAGCACGUCCGGAUAUAAACUGCCCCUGGCCUAUUUCCUAACCGCCGUCCUAGUCUAUAUAUACAGCUUUGUGGCCACUCUUAGGAAGAUGGCGGAAAACUCUCGCAAUUCGAAACUUUCCUCGAAGGACGACGAGUGUGUUUUCUCGUGGAAACUCUUUACCGGCUGGGACUUUAUGAUUGGACACGCGGAGACGGCCCACAAUCGCAUCGCAUCCGUGGUGGUGGGCUUUAAGGAGGCGCUGCUGGAAGAGGCCGAGAAGAAAAAGGAUAAUCGCAACUGGCGGGUGAUACUCCAGAGGAUACUGGUCAAUAUCCUGGUAAUGGGGCUGCUGGGCUUGUCCGGUGCCACGGUGGUGUUGUUGGUUAAUCACUCUGAGGACUUGGCGAAACAUGACAACUGGCUGAGCCGCAAUGCCGUGAAUGUGACCAUGACCCUCUUGUCCUUUUUCCUGCCCAUGAUAUUUGAGGCCCUGGGUUUGUUUGAAAACUGGCAUCCCAGGCAGCAACUCAGAUUGCAGUUGGCCCGGAUUAUGAUACUCAAUAUGCUUAACUUGUACUCGCUGAUGUUCUCCUUCAUAUACAAGAUCAAUAGCAAGGAGAGGCCCCUACAGAUGCUGAAAAAGGAGAAUGAAACCAAUACUCUGGAGCUGCAAAAUCUGCUGAGCUCCAUUGAGGCGUUGAGGGCCAUGGCGCCGAGUACUUCCUCGUUUGGCGAGAGCACUACGGAUGGACUCUUUGACGAUACCACCUCGACCUGGGGUGAGGAUAGUACCUUUGAUGGUCUGUUUUCAACAACGGCAGCUGCAGCUUUGGUCUCCACGGGACUGCGGCGUCUAAAGUGCUACAAUAUGACCAUAUACUGCUCACCGCCAAUACGAACUAUUGUCAACGCAAAGAACUUCACCACCACACUGAUGCUGCUUAAUCUGACGACUCCGGCGCUUGUGCCUCCAACCACAACCACCUUGACAACCACCUUGCCAACCACCUGGCCAACUACCUUGCCUACGACGACAACCACAAUUUCAACUACCUGGAGUACAACAGAACCACCAACACCCACGACGACAACCACACCUUUUACUACCUUGCCGACGACGACUACGACGGAGGCGACAACCACAACCGAAAAACUGACGACAACAACCACAGAAGCGCCAACCACAAGCAGCUUAAUAACUAGCACCACAACAACUGAAACUCCAACCACAAAGCCAAUAACUAAUGCAACUACAGAGUCUACAACGAAUUCAACUCCAAUAUCAACAACUAAUAGUGCAACUUCCAGCACAGCAGGAGCUAAUAACACAGCUCCAAUAAAUUUAACAACAAUCGAAACAACAACCACCACCACCACAACAACUAAGGCACCGAAGCCAGAGGAUAGCUUUUCGUACACCACCCAGGAGGAUGAGGACUCCUAUGACUACGGAAGUGAUGAGCCACUGGCCUCCGCCUCAACUAGUUCCGACGAUGAAGAAUACUCGGACUACACGGACUACUCUUCCAGCUCGCCUGUCUUUGAGGAAGUUGAUGAACAGGCAGACGAUCCCCUGGCCAAAGUUUUGGAGCAAGUAGACGAGCUGGAGAAUUCAGAGUCCAAAGUCCGAGCCAAAAGAGACGUAGGAGACUUGCCCAUCUGGACCAGUAGGUAUAGUCGAAGGCAUCGUAAUGAGACGGGGGCCUUGGGUGCUGCUUAUGGAGGAACGACGGAAUCGGGCAACACACCUCCCAGCCGGAGACCCAUUUUUUGGACACCAUACAGAUCAACAGCUUCCACCACGACAACCACGAGAAAGCCCCUCAAUAUUCUUAGUAAGGAAGAGUGGCAGAAGCUAAGGGAUUCCUGGAAAUUACCUGGAUCUCGUCAAACCACCACGACAACCACAUCCACAACUACCACCAGAAGGCCAAGGAGAAGAUUUCGGUUCACAACUACAGACCCACCAAGUACCACCGAGGAUUCUACAUCCACAUCGGAAAGUGCUACUGAAUCCUCUACUUCUGACAGCACCACCUUUGAUUACGACAGUAGCAGCUCCACCACCAGCGAGGACGAUAUGUUUACAGACCGAUACGGAAAGACUCCCUACUACAUCGGCUACGGGGACGUGGCGGGGAUGGGGAACACCAUCUACUACGACGAGAACAGCGAGUAUCUGGAACUCUGUGUGAUAACCGUUUGCCCCAAGGGGGACGAUAUAUUCGGCGCUGGCUUCAGCACCACCGACAGUCCGGACACCACCACUCCGGGUGCUGGUGGGAAGCAUCUGGCCACCGUGAAACUCACGCCACUGGAGCGGAAGCAGAAGCGACUCAAGGAAGUGCAGCUGGCGAUUAAGCAAAUACAGACCAAUUUGACUACCAUGUGCUGGGAGACCUCGCUGGGCCAGGAGCUGUCCAAAGUCAUCGUUUUCGAUGGGCUUAUGUCCAUUGUGGCGCCGCUGUGCAUUGACUUUCUGCGCGCACUGUUCGUGCGGUAUGUCAAUCAAAACUGGUGCUGGGACAUGGAGAAGACCUUUCCCCAGUACGGGGACUUCAAGAUAGCCGAGAACAUCCUGACGUUGAUUAAUAACCAGGGACAGGUGUGGAUGGGCAUCUUCUUUUCGCCGGGCCUGGUGCUCAUCAACCUGGUCAAAUUGAUGAUCAUGAUGUACUUCCGCUCCUGGAUAGUGCUCACCUGCAACGUGCCCCACGAAGUGGUGUUCAAGGCAUCCAAGUCAAACAACUUCUACCUGUCGCUGCUGUUGACCAUGCUUUUCCUUUGUGUCCUGCCCGUGGGCUACGCCAUCGUGUGGCUGCGUCCUUCCUGGCACUGCGGACCCUUUUCGGAGUACAAUCGCAUAGCGGAGUUCAUCACCAACACCACCCGGAACGCCCUGCCCCAACAACUCCAUGAGCCCCUGGAUUACCUGACGUCCUCGAGCACCGUGAUACCCCUGCUCCUGCUGCUCAUCCUCAUCAUCUACUAUUUGGUUUCCCUGACGGGAGCCCUACGCGAGGCCAACCAGGAUUUGAGGACCCAGCUGCAGAAGGAACGUGAGGAAGAGCGCAAGAAGAUCUUCAAGGUGCCGGAGGUGAAGCAGGCGGAACCCUCGGCCACUACGCUAACGAAUCGCUGGCGCAAGGUCCUCGAGGCCAGCUCCCCGGUCACGCCCACCCAGGCCCCAGACUUUGACACGGAGGAGUACAAGAACCAGGCUCGCAAAGAGCUAAUCUCACGCAUCAUGAAAAAGGCGCUGCGCAAGGGAUCCGCCACCUCCGACGAGGACUCCUUUGUGCGGCGCGACGACGACGACACGGACACCGAGCACCAGGACUCACUGCCCCACGACGAGGAGGCCAAGGACCGGCGCUUUGGACUGUCACGACUGCAACAGAUCCGACGCACCCGGAAGCCAUCUCUGGUGGACAUUGUGCAGAUUGCCAAACAGGAGCGGGCCCGAGCCGGAUCUAUUGCGGCCGGGAGCAGCGGCAAUUCCGGAUUGCAGCAACAGGGAAGCGCAGGCAAUUUUCCCGUAAAGGAGCCCCAUCCCAAGAGUCGCUUCAAGGUGGAGAAACACGAGCGCAGGGAUAGGGGCACCGUGAAAGAGAAAAAGGACACCAAACACAAGCAGCCGCAACAGCAACCGCCACCCUACGAAUCGCCCAAGGACAAUGAACAUGAUCCGGAUACAAAUUUAAGGAUUGUCAGCGAACGCCGCGCCAGCCUGCUGCGACGCAACAAGGAGCAGCAUCAGGGCGAGGACGAGAAUGCUGAACCACCGACACCCGAUCCACCCCAGACGCCCAGUGUGGAAGCCGAUACGGCGGAGCAAACACCUCCGGAAGAGUCCACACCCGAAACGCCCACACUGGCCAAGAGCAAAUUCCACAUAGUUGACGAAAAAAAGCCGCCGCAGGAUAGCGACGAUAAGCCGUUGCCAACAGCCAAGGAGAGUGCUGCCACAGGAAGUGGCGGUGGAGGUGGUCUGGAGGCCAUCGGACUAGGAAAGUUCAAGUUCCGCAAGCACAAAAUGAAGUCAAAUAAUGCGGUCACUAAGCCGGAGCCCGAAGUCUUCAAAUUCGAUGAGCGAAGUGUUGAAAAGAGUAGCGCUGUGGCUACCACCCCAGCUCCGGAGCACCUGAACAGCGAACUAUCCGGCGUAGAGGAAACGGAGCGCAGCCUGCCUUCUCCCACUCCCAGCCAGGGUCAAGGACCGGGUCACCAUCAACGGCAGUUGUCCGUGCUCUCCCGUCAAGGGCGGAAAAAAAUCGGUAAUCUGUUGGCCCUCGUCCGCGAGGCUGUUAACCUCAAAAAAGACGAUGUGGAGCAGCAGGCGGGUUCGGAUGAAUCCCCCGGUCCCACCACGCCUACCUACCUGGCCUAUACACCACCACCACCACCGUCAGUAUUGUCGAGCGUGUCCAGCUCCACGGCUCUAGAAAUGCCACCCACACCAGAACCGGAAUCGCCGACACCCAGUGCUCCCCUGCACUUCGGAUGCAGUACAUCCUCCCGGCCGCCAGUUAAGCCGCCCAAGCCACCGCCACCAGUUAUUGCGGCUGGCGCUACAGCACCCACCGCCACCAUAGACGAUCUCGAGGAACUGGAUCUACCGGGACCCAUCACCUUUCCCAAACGUAGCACCUCCCAGAGACGUCGACCCAUGCGGCAGGACUCGCAGAGCUCGAUUUGGUCGGAUAACAUACCCACCAUCACAAUCAGCACCACCGGCAGCGAUGAGUGCAUUGUGGACGCAUCCACUCCGGAGAACGGGUUGCCCGAAUCGCGUUGUGGUUCCCCCACAGGUCCUACGGUCAAUAUUAUUAAGAUUAACAUUGAGGAUAGGGAGGAUGAGCAGGAUAAGUAACGUGCCUUCCGCAUAAGUGCCUUUAUCGCCAGAUUGUCUUCUUAAUUAACGAAUUAGUAAUGUUCUUCCCACUCCAAUCUACUCAGCUUGAAUCUCGUUCUUCAGCAUUUUGGUAUUCUCUCUACUCUCUAGCUAAAAAUUCCAUUUCCCUAAGAAACUAUAAUAAAGUCAGUAUUGCA
Messenger RNA from Drosophila ananassae, 6894 nucleotides. RefSeq lists its product as uncharacterized. The record is from RefSeq and is a predicted model, not a curated record. Lineage: Eukaryota; Metazoa; Arthropoda; Insecta; Diptera; Drosophilidae. Gene Ontology annotation, molecular function: mechanosensitive monoatomic ion channel activity. Bases 908 to 6715 code for a protein of 1935 amino acids. The transcript is spliced from 18 exons. Gene Ontology annotation, cellular component: plasma membrane.